Molecule: messenger RNA, 1528 nt
Organism: Daphnia magna
Lineage: Eukaryota; Metazoa; Arthropoda; Branchiopoda; Diplostraca; Daphniidae
Product: putative E3 ubiquitin-protein ligase UBR7
Exons: 7
Coding region: 192-1292 (366 amino acids)
Cellular component (GO): cytoplasm
Molecular function (GO): ubiquitin protein ligase activity; zinc ion binding
Source: RefSeq, a predicted model, not a curated record
ACACUAUUUCGAACAAUUAAUUUUCCCGCCCUGACAUUGAUCAGGCAGCUUUCACAUUACUUCUCCCUACACAUACCAGUGAUUUCAUCGUACUCUUUGCAAAUCUCGUAAAUUCCGAGUUACUUUCUUAUAUUCAAAAUCCUUAAAAAGAUUGUGUAACCGACGAGCAUUUCGUUCAUCGUUCUUGAUAAAUGGCUUGCCCGGACAAUAAAGAGCCAACUACUAGUUGUGAGGCUGGUAAAAUUGUUGAUGACGAAGAAGAUAACGGUGUUACACUUGAAGAAAUUCUAGAAGAGGAAGCCCAGCUUGAAGAGGAUGCAAAUGCUGUUUUGGGUGGAUCUGAUGAUGCAAAUUGCACUUAUCAUCUAGGAUAUGUCAACCGUCAAGCUCUCUAUGCUUGUGUAACUUGCAGGCAACAAUCUGGAGAUCUGGCUCAACUAGCUGGUGUCUGCUUAGCUUGCAGUUACCACUGUCAUGAUGGGCAUGAACUUAUUGAAUUGUAUACUAAAAGGAACUUUUGUUGUGACUGUGGAAAUUCAAAAUUUCCCUUCAAUAAAUGCACUUUGGCAACAGAGAAGUCAGAAUUGAAUGAGAACAAUAGUUACAAUCACAACUUUUUGGGAAAAUACUGCACUUGCCAAAAACCAUAUCCUGAUCCUGAUGACACUAAUCCCGAUGAAAUGGUUCAGUGCAUCAUGUGUGAAGAUUGGCACCACAACAAGCAUUUGGGCAGUAGUCCGCCUCCGGAUCAAGAUUAUUCCGAGAUGAUAUGUGGCCAAUGCAUGGAGAAAUACCCUUUCCUCAAUGCAUAUGUACUACCAGUAGAAUCCGACCAAUUGUCGUUAGCCUGCAAACUAGAAGCUAAAACCAUUGAGAAAGAGCAGCUGAAUUUGAAGAAAGCGACAUUUUGGCCGGAAGGAUGGCGGAAUCGACUGUGCAGAUGCGAAAAGUGUUUGGCACUAUAUGCAGAUAAAAAGAUCCAAUAUCUUACGGAUGACCAGGACACGGUUGAGCAUUACGAGCAAAAAGGUAAAAUGGCUUGUGUCAACCGACCGUCGAACAACGAGCGGCUCAUGGAAGCGCUUUCCUCAUUGGAUCGCAUCCAACAAGUUGAAGCUAUAACAGAGUACCAAAGUUUCGCGGCCGAACUGAAAGAUUACCUGAAAACCUUUGCUGAUAACAAAAGAGUCGUUCGAGAGGAAGAUAUCACGGAAUUUUUUGGUCGUUUGAAGGAGCGUAAACGACGUCGUCUUGAUGGCGAAUCAACUGGAAUGCCACACUUUUGUCGCUAGGGAUCUGAUACCCUUGAAACCGAUGCCCUAGAUCCUCCAUCUAUAUCGUUUAUCUGGAUUGACUGUGAUUCAACCUUUGUAGUGUUUUUUCAUUUAUUAUUUUUUUGUUUUCUUUAAUUUGGACGCUGAUAAAAAAAACAAGUGGAUUAAUCUAUUAAGUUGGAAAGAAAAGAAUAAUGAUUGCAAACUUGUAACGUAUUCGGAUAACCAAAAAGUAAAGUACUAAAUGGACAGAC